Molecule: messenger RNA, 1954 nt
Organism: Haliotis rubra (blacklip abalone)
Lineage: Eukaryota; Metazoa; Mollusca; Gastropoda; Lepetellida; Haliotidae
Product: alpha-1,3-mannosyl-glycoprotein 2-beta-N-acetylglucosaminyltransferase-like
Biological process (GO): protein N-linked glycosylation
Cellular component (GO): Golgi apparatus
Molecular function (GO): alpha-1,3-mannosylglycoprotein 2-beta-N-acetylglucosaminyltransferase activity
Source: RefSeq, a predicted model, not a curated record
AUCAUGGCGGAUGAUGGUCGGUGUAGCAGAUAAACCAGAUAAUAUUUUACUGUUUGCCCGAUUUGCUAGGUAUACUGAACACCAAGCCUCAGCCGUUUUGUCGACGUCGCCACCCUCUACUGUGCAUUAUUGUUUUUACAGUUCAGAUGGCCUUGACCUCCAAUUGAUGUGCAUGGCCGGACUGUGGGACUUCGAGGAUGCGGCUGAAACGUACACACCUGGUGACCGUGGUCAUCGGUGUCUUUCUCUCCUGGAAUAUUCUCACGUACUACAUGCUGGUUUCUAAGCAACCAGGAAAAAUCACUGAUGUUCAGGGAAAAGAAGCUUUAGCCACACGGCUGGGUAAACUUGAGAAGGACUUGUCUAGUCAGCUGGCGGAGAACGAGGAGCUGCUUCAAAAGCUUCGCCAUCUCAAGGAGGAGGCAGACCAGCGAAAAAAUGUUCCGGCAAGAGUAAACCCUGACGAGACUCAUCCGAACCAGAUCGCCAUCUUGAUGAUAGCGUGUGACCGGGUGACUGUGAGCCGCAGUCUCGACCAGCUCUUAAAAUAUCGUCCAGCUGGUGACAAAUUCCCGAUUGUUGUCAGUCAGGACUGUGGUCAUCAGCAGACAUCGGAUGUCAUAGACGGAUACGUCAAGAAACAACUCGUGAAACAUGUGAAACAACCUAAUUUAUCCAACAUCAACCUUCCCUGGCCACAGAAGAAGUUUGUUGGCUACUACAAAAUAGCCCGCCACUACAAGUGGGCUCUAAACCAGAUAUUUAAAGUCUUCAACUAUUCCACAGCUAUCAUUGUAGAAGAUGAUUUAGACAUAUCACCAGAUUUCUUCGAAUAUUUUGCUGCCACGCACACUAUAAUGAAGAACGACCCUCUGUUGUGGUGCGUGUCUGCUUGGAACGACAACGGAAAGGACAACAUGGUGUCCGACAACUCCGAGCUGCUGUACAGGACAGAUUUCUUUCCCGGUCUCGGAUGGAUGAUUGAGCGAGCCACAUGGCUGGAGCUGGAGCCCAAGUGGCCAGAAACGUUCUGGGAUGACUGGAUGCGGCACCCGGAGCAGCGGAAGGGCCGAGAGUGUAUACGGCCUGAGAUCUGUAGAACCAGCACGUUCGGCAAGAAGGGCGUCAGCAAGGGGUUAUAUUAUGAAAAACAUUUAAAGUUCAUAAAGUUGAACCAGAAGUAUGUGCCUUUCACACAACUAGAUCUUUCAUAUCUGGAGAAGGAGCGUUAUGACACCGACUUUGUAAAGCAUGUGUACGAGUCCCCAAUGUUGUCUGUGGCCGAGGUCGUAAGUCAGAGCAAGAGUGAUUAUGGAACAGUCCGGGUGCAGUACAAUACAAAAGAUGAAUUCAAAAGUCUAGCCAAAAAACUUGGAAUCAUGGAUGAUUUCAAGGCUGGUGUCCCUCGGGCAGCUUAUAGAGGAGUCAUCAGCUUUAUGUAUAAGGGUAGGAGGGUCUUCCUUUCACCUCCCCCAAACUGGAGUCAGUAUGACCCCAAGUGGAGCUGACCAAUGACAGCACUUGUUAGGGAGCCUGCUAGAAGCAUCAUCCAAUGAAAACCACAGAGAGGUGAUCCAAGAAUACCAUGAACCAAUCAAGUGCUGUGUUACAUAUUUAGUGUGUCUGGGAGUGAAAGGAGUGUAUCCGAGGUUUCGUGCGGUUCUGGUGACAGUCAUGUCGCAUCCACAGCUCAGUGAAAUGAAUUUUUGUUGCUCGGGAGUUCCCACAUCAAGACUACUUCAACAUUGAUUUCACUUGGACUUGACAAGAGCUUGUUCCUGUGUACCAUUUUUCCUUCAUGAUGGAACACAUCAAAGCAUAAUGCACACUGCCCUCUAAGGGCUGUAGUAAUUUUAACAAAUAUACUGAGAGAAACAAAUAAAGGAACACACGAAAAUUCAAGCGUACCUUUGAUAUUUUCCAGUUUUUAUCACCAGCUUUGAAUAGCGCUUUG